Drosophila biarmipes is the source of this 469-nucleotide messenger RNA. RefSeq lists its product as uncharacterized. The coding region runs from base 89 to 469 and encodes 126 amino acids. NCBI's taxonomy places the organism in Eukaryota, Metazoa, Arthropoda, Insecta, Diptera, Drosophilidae. The transcript has 2 exons. The record is from RefSeq and is a predicted model, not a curated record.
GAAGUUCAACAUAUUUCCGAGUUUUUAUUACUAAGUGUGUGAAAGACCCCCCGAGUAGACUUUUGCUCAACUGUUUUCCGCGGGCGUUAUGUUCAAAAGACAUGAAAACCAUGCUAUUGCAAGCGAUACAACAUGUUGGAACACAGCUUUGGCAAGUCCCGUACGUCAAGUAGAAUUAAGCAGCUUCUGUCGCGAUCACCCAGAAGGCAUAGCGGUUGAUCAGCCUGCCGUUCCAGGUCGUGAAGCCCCGGAGCGGCGAAACGGCCAAGCAGCCGACACGUCAGGGACAAACAUCGAGCAAGGAUCUUCAGGGAGCAACAAGACUGGAGCACCUUGUCAACGAGGCGAGAGGACAUUGAUACAACCAGAACCGUCGGAGACACCAAGGACCUCAGGUGGCGAUAUCAAGGACAACCGAGUUACCAAGCCACCUGUAAUUACGAGUAUACCCGCAAUAAACCCACAAUGA